Aspergillus bombycis is the source of this 1935-nucleotide messenger RNA. Its product is annotated as monooxygenase. The coding region runs from base 1 to 1935 and encodes 644 amino acids. The transcript has 4 exons. Gene Ontology annotation, molecular function: FAD binding. NCBI's taxonomy places the organism in Eukaryota, Fungi, Ascomycota, Eurotiomycetes, Eurotiales, Aspergillaceae. The record is from RefSeq and is a predicted model, not a curated record. Gene Ontology annotation, biological process: secondary metabolite biosynthetic process.
AUGAUAGCUCCCACCAACGACUCAACACUCCAACUACCGCGGAUCCUCUGUCUUCACGGCGGCGGUACCAACGCCCGCAUCUUUCGCAUGCAAUGUCGCGUCCUCGAACGGAUGCUCCGCCCACAUUUUCGACUAGUCUUCGCCGAAGCACCCCUCCCAGCACGCCCAGGCCCGGACGUGACAUCCGUAUACAAAGACUACGGACCAUUCAAGGCAUGGCUGCGCGUACGGCCUGAAGACCCAGCCCAGGCCGCAGGCGACAUCGUGAGAGCAAUUGAAGACUCCCUAGGCGCCGCACGACGCGCAGACGACCGUCAAGGCGCGACGGGAGACUGGGUCGGCCUACUCGGUUUCAGUCAGGGGGCUCAUCUGGCCGCCGGCAUCCUUGCUACACAGCAGGAGCUGCGGCGAUGGAAUGAAGAUGACGAGAGAGUCUAUCUGAAGUUCCUUAGCAAAGUCUACAUCGAUAGCCUAGGACGGUUCGGAUACCCCUUCGGUCACCCGGCUGCUCCACUAGAAUCACGAAUGAUGAUCGUCCCUACACCAGAAAUGGCCACAACACCACAAAUCGCCAUCGUCGGCGGUGGCAUCGUCGGUCUUGUCCUCGCUGCUGGACUCACACGGAGAGGCGUCCAAGUCCAGCUUUACGAACAAGCGCGGAACUUUCGAGAGAUUGGUGCCGGCAUCGGAUUCACGAGGAACACGGUGGGAUGUAUGGAGAAGAUCAACCCGGCCGUCGUGACGGCGUUGCGCUCCGGUGGAGCUGUCAACGUCUCAAUGGACCAGCAGGAUCCCAAGGCAUAUCUGCGGUGGAUUGACGGCUACGGCCAGCAACGGGAGGACGAUCCUAUGUACCAAAAGCCCCUCUUAAAGCUUGACGCCGGCGUCAAAGGAUGGGAAACAGUUCGCCGCGAUCAGUUCUUGGAGGAUCUUGUCAAAGUCAUCCCCGAGGGGGUUGUGCAUCUACGGAAGCGACUGGACACGAUUGAAGACAACGAGGACGCGGACAAGGUCUACCUGAAUUUCACUGAUGGAACUAGGGCCGAAGCUGACGCUGUCAUCGCAUGCGACGGCAUCAAGUCCAGAGCGCGACAGCUCCUACUCGGUCUGGAUAAUCCCGCCUCAUUCCCCCAAUACACACACAAGGUCGCUUACCGCGCGUUAAUCCCCAUGGACAAGGUCGUCGCAGCGAUCGGCGAAUACAAGACCUUCCGCCAACACAUGCACGUCGGUCCGAACGCACAUCUGAUCCAUUACCCCGUCAACACAAACACAAUAGGGGCCACCGUCGUGGCGUCCGACCCUAACGACUGGCCACAAGACAAGCCUACGACGGCCCGUGCGUCUCGCAAGGACGUGUCCGAAGCACUAGCCGGGUGGUGUACUCCGGUCCGCAACCUCGUCGAACUGUUCCCGGAAGAGCUAGACCAGUGGGCACUCUUCGACCUGUUCGAAUACCCAGUGCCCAAGUACAACAAGGGGAGGGUAUGCCUGAUGGGUGAUGCGGCGCAUGCAUCCAGCCCCCACCACGGUGCCGGAGCUUCGUUCGGGAUCGAAGAUGCGCUUUGCAUGUCCACGUUGAUGUCCGAGCUUAUCAUGGAUCUUCGGGAGCAUCACACAUCCAAAGCAACUGUAUUGCGGGCUGCGUUCGAGACAUAUGAUAAGAUCCGCCGGACACGAACACAAUGGCUGGUCAACAGCAGUCGGCGCGUUUGCGAUCUCUUCCAACAACCGGAGUGGGCUAAUCCGGCCAAGCGGGUCAAGACCGAGUCGUGUUUUGAAGAGGUCAAGGAUCGUUCAUUCAAGAUAUGGCAUUUUAACUCUGCUGCUAUGGUUGAUGAUACAAUUCGCGAAUACAGGGAAAGCAUGCAUUCGUCGACGAAGACGAAGGGCAACAAUGGAGUGAGCGUGGCUAAUGGUAGCAACCCGGCGUAA